AUGUGGCAAGUGGUGGCAAUAUCUGUUACUGAGCAAGAAUUUGAGUGCUUUGUUUCUGCUUGGACUGAUCGUUAUUUUCACCUUGGUAACAAGGUAACUUCACAAGUAGAAGCUGCACAUGCCAUCCUUAAAAGGUGUCUCGAGUCAGUCCAUCACAAAAUUGUAUUACAAGUAGAGUCUCAGGCAAGAGAAAUGCGUGCAAUAAUUUCUUCUCAGCAUAUCAAAAUCUGUGAUGAGUGGAUAAAAGCAUCAACUGCAACUUUAGAUUCUUCUCUAAGACCUUGCACAAGAACUCUUAGAACCACAAUGAGGCUUCCAUGUUCACAUGUAAUUAGUAAAUGUCUAGCAGCUAAUCAACCAUUACAACUGGUUGAUAUCCAUGAACAUUGGUGGAUUCAAGGACGUCGAAUAGAAUUUCUGAAACCUACCUAUCUUGUAAAUGAUGAUUGCACCGAUCUACAGCCCCUUCUACAAUCUCUUAAGCGAAUGUACCAAUUUUGGCCACCAAACCAACAAUCUACUAUCUGUUCCCAACUAGAAAAUUUGGUGAAUACUCCACCAAUUGUGUUAGAAAAUCCUGUUACCCAUUAG
Molecule: messenger RNA, 591 nt
Organism: Cetraspora pellucida
Lineage: Eukaryota; Fungi; Glomeromycota; Glomeromycetes; Diversisporales; Gigasporaceae
Source: the annotation of a GenBank genome assembly